UUUAUGCCAUCAUAGACCUAAGUUUAGUUUUCCUCUACUCUCCCGUGCCAUUCUUCCGCCACAAUACGCUUCCAGUUCAGCCGCGUAAUUCUUCUCCGGUUACACCCUAACCGUCUGCCUCCGUCUCCGGUGACGCUGCCGCCAUACUGUCACUCCAGUCACACACACUUUCAUCACCCGCUAUCUCUCCUUAAACCCUAAACCCUGAAAACCUUGUUCAAUGGAUUCAAUGGAUUUCAAGGCGAGUGAACUCUUGAAAGAAGUUCAAGUAGAUGAUUACUCACAGAUUUCUAAACCCGUUGAUGACGCCGUCGCCGCUAUCGAAUCUUCCAUAGACAGUAUCCCUGAUAACUAUAAUGUUACUGCUGAUUUGGCACCGAGUUUUGUUAGGGAUAUUGGUGCUGAUAAAGUGGAGUUCAAAUUUAAGAAACCAUUGGUUAUUCAAAAGGGUGGUAGUUACUCUAUUGAGAGUCUUGCUAGGCCUGAAUUAAAUUUGGAUCUUAUUAUAAGGUUACCUAAGGAGUGCUUCCAUGAGAAGGAUUAUUUGAACUACAGGUACCAUGCCAAGAGGUGUCUUUAUCUCUGCUUGGUGAAAAAGUAUUUAGAGAAAUCUCCAUCUAUUGGUAGGGUUGAAUGGUCUACCCUGCAGAACGAAGCUCGAAAGCCUGUAUUGAUUGUGUAUCCAGCUGCAAAGCUUGUUGAUGUUGAUGGUUUUUUUGUGAGAAUUAUUCCAUCGGCCAAGGAUAUCUUUAGCAUACCAAAGUUAAACAUGACGCGUAAUAACAUUCAUAAUUCAAAGAAUGAAGGAAGUUCCGUUCAAGCUACACCAAAGUAUAAUUCUAGUAUUUUAGAAGACAUGUAUAUGGAGGAUACAAAAUUAAUCAACGAAUUUUUUCUUGGAUGGAAGCAACUAAGAGAGGCUUUAAUCCUACUUAAGGUAUGGGCUCGACAGAGAAGUUCAAUAUAUGUUCAUGAUUGCCUGAAUGGAUUUUUGCUAUCCGUCAUACUGGCACACCUUGCUUCUAGGCAACAAAUUAGUAGGUCAAUGAAGGCAAUUGAAAUAAUUCGCAUUACCUUGAACUUCAUUGCCACUUCAGAGACAUGGAGUCGAGGUCUCUACUUUCCAAAGGAAGGCGAAGGAAAUAUUACUAAAGAGGACAGAAUGCAACUUAAAGGGUCAUUUCCAGUUGUCAUGUGUCAUCCAUCGGGGGCAUUCAAUUUGGCUUUUCGAAUGUCUAGGAUUGGUUUUUCUCAGCUUCAAGACGAGGCUGCUUUGACACUUAAAUGCAUGGAGAAGUGUAGAGGUGGUGGAUUUGAGGAAGUUUUUAUGACCAAGAUUGACUAUGCUGUUAAAUAUGAUUAUUGUAUGAGAAUAAACUUUAAGGGAAACAAGGAGCUAUAUGCAUCAGGGUUUUGUAUGGAUGAUGAAUGCUGGAGAUUGUACGAGGAGAAAAUACAUGCUAUUUUAGCUAAAGGAUUGAAUGAUAGAGCAAAAUUUAUUCGAGUAAUAUGGAGAAAUGCACAAUGCCAGUGGAGCGUGAAUGAUGGCUUGUCAAUUCUUGAUAAAGAGCCCUUGUUCAUAGGAAUUUCAGUCAGUGAUUUGGAGAAAGCAUUUAGGAUGGUUGAUAUUGGUCCGAAUGCUGAAAGUAAAGAACAGGCUCUUGAAUUUCGGAAGUUUUGGGGAGAAAAAUCCGAGCUUAGAAGAUUUAAAGACAGUAGAAUUGCAGAAAGCACAGUAUGGGAAUGUCAGAAAUGGGAAAGGCAUCUGAUUUUGAAAAAUAUAGCCGAGCAUGUGCUUAGUCGGCAUCUAUCUCUAUCCAAGGAAAAUAUUGUAGUAGUUGUGGAUCAACUUGAUUUCUCUUUGGCUCAUGGUGCUGUAGAUCCGAUAGCACACUCUGGAAAUUUGCUCGAGGCAUUUGAUCUUCUAUCAAAGCGUUUGCGUCUUAUUGAAGGCCUCCCUUUGAAGGUGUCUAGUGUACAGCCUUUAGACUCUGCAUUCAGGUUUACAUCAGUCUUCCCUCCUGAACCUCAUCUUCUAGCUAAUGAAAAAAUUGGAUCUCUCAGACUGAAUAAGUUGGUUCCAUCAUGCAUUCAACCACUAGAAAUUAUGAUUCAGCUGGAAGGUUCGGGGCACUGGCCAAUGGAUGAAAUUGCAAUUGAAAAAACAAAAUCUAGUUACCUUAUUCAAAUAGGAAAAAGUCUUCAAAAGAAGUGGGGGAUGACAUGCACUGCAACUGAGGAAGAUGUGGAUGUGUUAAUGUCAGGAUAUGCAUUUCGUCUUAAAAUUUUGCAUGAGAGGGCCCUUAGUUUACUCAAAGAAAUUGGGAAUGAUAAAAAAACGCGGGUACAUUCGGCAGACAAGAAACUUUUGAUUCGUGGUCAACAUGCUAGCAUGAUUAAUGGACUACAAAGUCGUUACCCAAUAUAUGGACCAAUAGUUAGACUAGCAAAACGUUGGGCUGCUUCACAUCUAUUUUCUGCUUGUUUGGUAGAGGAGGCCAUUGAGCUUUUGGUUGCUUAUCUCUUUCUUAAUCCUUUGCCAUUUAAUGCUCCCUGCUCGCGGAUCACCGGGUUUAUGAGGUUCCUGCAGUUGCUCUCAAACUAUGAUUGGACUUAUUCUCCUUUGGUUGUUGACAUAAAUAAUGACUUGAGCCCGAGUGAUAGAAAAGAAAUAAAUGAUAACUUUUUGCUAAGAAGAAAAAGUCAGGGAGAGAAUGAGCAAGCUGUAGGGCCAGUGAUGUUCUUGGCUACAGUUUAUGAUAAAGCAUCUGAGGCUUGGACUGGAUUAUCACCUAGUGCACUGGAACUUAAAAGGUUAGUUGCAUAUGCUCGAAGCAGUGCAAAUUUGUUGAUGAAACUCACAUUUCAGGAGGAAAUUGGUCCAUACAGAUGGGAGUGCCUUUUGCGAACUCCUUUAAAUAACUAUGAUGCAAUCAUUCUUCUCCACAAGGACAAACUCGCAUAUCCUCAGAGGCUUCUCUUCUCAUCAGAAGUUGGUCACGGAACACAAGUUGCUAAAGGACAUGCUGGUAAGUUCUUCCAACCCUUUUUGUUGCCUAAAGAUUUGAAGGGUAGGCGGCCUGAGGAACUUAAAAAUAAGUUGCUGGUAGACUUUGAUCCAUCAAGGUGCUUUAUCAAAGAUUUAGAGAAAGAGUUUUCCACCAAAUUCCAAUUAUGGCGUGAUUCUUUAGGAGGCGAUGCCAUCGGCCUGACGUGGGAGAAAUCGUAUCCUUCCAAGAAGCGGAAACAAGAGGAAGUGGUCGAGGAAGGAUACGACCCUCGGAAGGUGCUAAAAGCUGUAGGUGAAGUUGGAAAAGGGUUUGUGAGAAGUAUAUACUUUCUCAAGCCACCAAGGCUCGCAAAUUAAAGUCGAUUAUGUAUUAAUGAGAAAAUUUUGCCUCUAGUCAAUUUUAUCAAUUAGAAAAGAAAUUUUGUCAGCGCAAAGAACACAAUUGAUUGUAGUAGGAUCGAUCCGGUAGAGCACAAGAGUUUGUGUAAAUUGGUGUACUUGUAUUUUCCUCUCCCACCUUCAGAGUUCGGCAGCCCAGAAAAAAUGAAGAGUUCCAGAUUCUUAUAUAUUGUAAAGAAGCUGGUGUAGCGUGGCUUAAAUUAUGUUUUACGAAUUUUUCAGACUCUAAUAGGGGAUAUUUUUUAAUUUAUUUUUUAAUUAUCGAUGAAAAGUAAAAUGCUUAAA
Messenger RNA from Medicago truncatula (barrel medic), 3694 nucleotides. Its product is annotated as nucleolar protein 6. The transcript has 25 exons. Gene Ontology annotation, cellular component: UTP-C complex; small-subunit processome; CURI complex. Lineage: Eukaryota; Viridiplantae; Streptophyta; Magnoliopsida; Fabales; Fabaceae. The record is from RefSeq and is a predicted model, not a curated record. Gene Ontology annotation, biological process: tRNA export from nucleus; rRNA processing. Bases 221 to 3367 code for a protein of 1048 amino acids.